GUCGCGUCCAUCCGCGCAAUGAGCGCCUGCUUGGAUGCGCGAGCGCGGCGGCCUGGGGUUGGGGUGGGAGUGGUGGUGACUAGCUGCGUGCAUCCUCGUUGCGUCCUCUUGGGGAAGAGGAAAGGGUCUUUCGGAGCCGGCAGUUUCCAACUUCCUGGGGGUCACUUGGAGUUCGGGGAGAGCUGGGAAGAGUGCGCUCGGAGGGAGACCUGGGAGGAAGCAGCCCUGCGCCUGAAGCACGUCCGCUUUGCCUCCGUCGUGAACUCUUUCGUGGAGAAGGAGAAUUACCAUUAUGUCACCAUAUUAAUGAGAGGAGAGGUGGACACGGCCUAUGACUCAGAACCCACGAAUGUCGAACCCGAAAAAAAUGAAAGUGUCGGGAGACGCGACCUGGGAGGCCCGACCCCGAUCACAGCCUGUGAGCGAGCCCCAUGCCGUGCAGUGUCGGCCUGGCAGCUUCCGGGAGUCACCCCAGUUUGGUCCGGCAGUUUAAACUGCGGUUUGACCUUCGGAUCCACUCUUCUCAUUGGACCCCGAAACACUGAGACCAUGGCUCCCUUGCCAGCAGCUGCAAUACUAAGCCUGGUCAGUAGAGGACACUGGAGGGCCUCUCCUCUGGGACCCCGUGCUUCCCCUGACUCGGUGGCACCCAGCUGCUGGACACCUGCUGCUGCCCCCUGGCCAUUUUCAGCGGCACCCCGCAGGACGGCUUCCCGGCAAGUCUCACCACUCCCCCAAGUGUGGCCUUCUGGUGAGUCUUCCUGGGACUCUAGUGGGUCGUUUCCUGCCUGCCGGCCCUGGCCUGUGACCCGUCACGGAACUGCUCUGCCGUCCAGGGGCCACGGCAACAGCCCCUGUACCAAGGGCGUCACGACGUGAGCGGAGUCCUCAGGCAGGGGUGGGGGGACCCUGGGCACCCUGCCUUGCUCCUGGAG
Messenger RNA from Artibeus jamaicensis (Jamaican fruit-eating bat), 935 nucleotides. It is a transcript of the gene NUDT15, whose product is annotated as nudix hydrolase 15. The coding region runs from base 19 to 879 and encodes 286 amino acids. The transcript is spliced from 4 exons. The record is from RefSeq and is a predicted model, not a curated record. Gene Ontology annotation, molecular function: 8-oxo-7,8-dihydrodeoxyguanosine triphosphate pyrophosphatase activity. Gene Ontology annotation, biological process: dGTP catabolic process. Lineage: Eukaryota; Metazoa; Chordata; Mammalia; Chiroptera; Phyllostomidae. Gene Ontology annotation, cellular component: cytosol.